CUGGAUUACCAUGAAGGACACAGAAAAUUCAAAAAUCCUCCUUGCAUAGACUCUAUAAUAUAUUUUUGGAAUUGAUUAAUCAUAGACAAACCAAAUGCUCUAUGUCAACUGAUGUCAUCAACAUAAGCUCAGACAAAAAGGCGAAAACUUAAAACUGGUGGAGACAAAUAUUUUUGCAUAGGAAGCUCGUAAUUUUCACAAAAAUAAUGUCGAAGGACUCGCACAUAGACCGUGAUUUGGACUUAUCCAAUGCUAAUCGCGGUGUCUGGCUAGUGAAAGUUCCUAAAUAUGUGGCAGAACGAUGGGAGAAAUCUCCAAGUGAUAUGGAAGUUGGAAAACUCAAAAUCACAAAAUCUCCUGGACAGAAAGCACAAGUAUCCCUCACAUUAUCAUCAGCAAUAUUGAACCUGAACGAACCUGGGCAAGAAAGUAUACCUAAGGACCACAGAUUGGAUGUCUCAACAGUAACACAGCAGACUCUUGGCGUUUUCUCACAUGUGAUACUCAUUUUAUUUUUUCCAGCUACAAAUAAUGAUGCAGUCAUACCAGAAACAGAGAAACUAUUUAUGGAGGGUAAAAUAGUACAAAAAUUGGAAUGUAGACCUUAUGCAGAUAAUUGUUAUAUGAAAUUGAAGCUAGAAUCAAUUAGGAAAGCAUCUCUACCAGCAAGGCAAAUCAAACAAUUAGAUAGAGUAGUUCAAACAUUCAAACCUGUCUCAGACCACAAAAACAAUAUUGAAUAUAUUGAGCGCAAAAAGGCAGAAGGCAAAAAGGCUCGUGAUGACAAAGAUGCAGUUCUUGAAAUGUUGUUUGCAGCAUUUGAAAAGCAUCAGUAUUACAACAUUAAGGAUCUUGUGAAGAUAACAAAGCAGCCUAUAACAUAUUUAAAAGAAAUCUUGAAGGAAGUGUGUAACUACAACUUGAAGAACCCUCACAAGAAUAUGUGGGAAUUGAAACCAGAAUAUAGACAUUAUAAACAGGAUAAUCCUGAAGCUGAAGCUAAGAAAGAAGACUCAGAUGAUGACUGAGCUUGAUUUUGUGCACAAUUAUUGUCAUUGAAUUAUGAUCAAAAAUAUUUUAAUUGGAAAUUAUAAACUACUGUCACCACAAGUUCAUAUUAUUUUUCUACUAUAUUCAAUAACUUACUUCACUUGUAUUAAAUAUUGUAUUCUUUCCAAUGCUUCCAAACUUUGUUCAAAACAAAAUACCUGUACAAAUAUGCUAAAUGAUUGGAG
Messenger RNA from Acanthoscelides obtectus, 1235 nucleotides. NCBI's taxonomy places the organism in Eukaryota, Metazoa, Arthropoda, Insecta, Coleoptera, Chrysomelidae. The record is from the annotation of a GenBank genome assembly.